AUGGAUACAAAGAGUUUGCUUGGGGUCAUGAUGAGCUUUUGCCAGUCUCAAAAUCGUUCUCGGAUUCAAGCGAGCAUCAUUGAUGCACUAGAUACGCUAUUAAUUAUGGGCUUGGAAGAUGAAUACGAAGAGGCACUGGAAUUUGUAAAAAAGAUUGACUUUACACAAUCCAAAGACUCAUCCAAGGGAUUCGAGACGAAUAUCCGGUACUUGGGUGGCUUACUUUCUGCCAACGAUUUGCGACCCAACGACAUCUUGGUGCAAAAGGCCAUUGAAGUGACCGAGGCAACCUUGAUUCCCCUCUUUAUCCAAUCGACUUCCUUGGGAGUAGACGUCAAGAUUCCACUCACUUAUAUGAAUUUAAACACUAAUAAACCCGAAUCGGGUAACACAAUUAACUUGGCCGAGUUUGGUACUUACACAAUGGAGUUUACCCGAUUAUCUCAAGUCACUGGUGACCCCAAGUAUGAAAAGCUCGCUACAGAUGUUAUUAAUGCAGCCAUUCAACACUCUACACGUAUGCCUGGUUUGUUCCCUACUUCAUGGACUGUCCAUCCUUUUGCGCCCGUUCAAGCCAGUACAAUUACAAUUGCUGGCGGUGGGGAUAGUUUUUACGAAUACUUGAUAAAGAAUUAUCUUUUACAGACAGAUCGAAACGAACGACAUAAAGAAGUCUGGCAGAAUUCUGUGGAGAGUAUUGAAGAGUAUAUGCUAUCGCCUACGUUACAGAACCCUGAUAUCAAGUACGUAGCUAUGAUUGGAAAUAGCACAGUGUACUACUCAUCACAAGAAUUGAUCUGUUACUGGCCUGGUAACAUACUCUUGGGAAUGACUCAAAUGGCAGAUGGAGAGAAGAAAAAUCAGUACAAGGCAUUUGCCGAUACCUUUUUUGAAUCAUGUAUCGAGACAUGGAAGAAAACCGAAACAGGAAUUGCACCGGAAAGUUGGAACUGGAUUCCUCAAAACAACGAAUUGGGAAAGAAAUUAAAUGCGUUAUUUGAAAACAAGUUAAAAUUGCCAAAGAUGAAGAGAGAAAUCGCUCGUUCGUUUUCCAUGGGAAAUCACAUUUAUGAUUUGAGACCAGAAACCAUCGAAAGUGAUCUUGCUUGGUCAUUGUAUGGUGCCAUUGAAAAAUAUGCUAAAGCAGGUGCAGGGUUCACACGUGUAGAUGAUGUAGAUCGACUCCCUAUUCAAGUGCAAGAUUUUCAAGAAAGCUUCUUCUUUGCGGAAACUCUCAAAUAUCUUUACCUGACAUUUACUGACAAGAACUGUAUCUCUUUGGACCGCUAUGUAUUUAACACGGAAGCCCAUCCUUUUAUUCUACCCGAACCCAUUGCAUUCCAAGCCUAA
Molecule: messenger RNA, 1350 nt
Organism: Mucor mucedo
Lineage: Eukaryota; Fungi; Mucoromycota; Mucoromycetes; Mucorales; Mucoraceae
Product: glycoside hydrolase
Exons: 7
Coding region: 1-1350 (449 amino acids)
Biological process (GO): N-glycan processing; carbohydrate metabolic process
Cellular component (GO): Golgi membrane; endoplasmic reticulum
Molecular function (GO): mannosyl-oligosaccharide 1,2-alpha-mannosidase activity; calcium ion binding
Source: RefSeq, a predicted model, not a curated record